AUUAGGAAGCAGCAAUUUCUACAAAGAAAGGAGCCUCCUUUUUGUUGCCCUGUGUCAAAAAGAAACCUUUUUGGGAUUUAUUUGGUUUCGCUUUCUUGGGACCAAAAAAAGAGGAGAUGAAUCCGAAACAGGAGACAAUAAACCUUCACUUCUUCUUCUUAGUCUUCGUCUUCUAUGUGUUCGUCCUCUGUGCUCGCUUUCAACCCUCUGAUGCUACUACUAAAGACUCGUCGGCUCAACAAGUGAAGUUACAGAAUCGUCGACUUGGCUCAUCCGUCGUGUUUCCUGUCUCUGGGAAUGUGUAUCCUCUCGGGUACUAUUAUGUGUUGCUUAACAUAGGCAACCCACCUAAGCUCUUUGACUUGGACAUUGACACUGGCAGUGACCUCACUUGGGUUCAGUGUGAUGCACCUUGCAACGGUUGCACAAAGCCUCGUGCUAAGCAGUACAAGCCCAAUCACAACACUUUGCCUUGUUCACACCUCUUGUGUUCUGACCUCGACCUUACCCAGAACAGACCUUGUGAUGACCCUGAGGAUCAAUGUGACUAUGAAAUUGGAUACUCCGAUCAUGCAUCAUCUAUUGGCGCACUUGUAACUGAUGAGUUUCCUCUAAAACUCGCAAAUGGCUCCACUAUGAAUCCUCAUUUGACAUUUGGAUGUGGGUAUGAUCAGCAGAAUCCUGGUCCACACCCUCCUCCUCCAACAGCGGGAAUCCUUGGCCUUGGAAGAGGGAAAGUAGGCAUCUCAACUCAGCUUAAGUCCUUGGGGAUAACGAAGAAUGUGAUUGUGCAUUGCUUAAGUCAUACUGGUAAAGGCUUUCUCUCUAUUGGAGAUGAGCUUGUUCCUUCUUCUGGAGUUACAUGGACUUCAUUGGCUACAAAUUCAGCUAGUAAAAACUACAUGACUGGACCAGCAGAGCUUCUCUUUAACGACAAGACCACAGGUGUCAAAGACAUUGACGUAGUUUUCGAUAGUGGAAGCUCGUACACUUACUUCAACGCUGAAGCAUACCAAGCGAUUCUUGAUCUCAUAAGAAAAGACUUGAAUGGGAAGCCUUUGACGGACACAAAAGAUGAUAAAAGCUUACCUGUCUGCUGGAAAGGCAAAAAACCUUUGAAGUCACUUGAUGAGGUCAAGAAAUACUUCAAGACUAUUACUUUACGAUUUGGGAAUCAAAAGAAUGGUCAGCCAUUUCAGGUUCCACCUGAGUCGUAUCUCAUUAUUACUGAAAAAGGAAAUGUAUGUUUGGGUAUUCUGAACGGAACUGAAGUGGGGCUCGACAGCUACAAUAUCAUUGGAGACAUAUCUUUCCAAGGGAUAAUGGUGAUCUAUGACAAUGAGAAGCAGAGGAUUGGAUGGAUUUCUUCAGACUGUGACAAACUUCCCAAUGUGAAUCACGACGAUGGAGGAGAUCUGUCGGAGGAGGCUUAUCCAAGAGGAUUUGGUUUGAUAAAAGAGCUUUUCUCAGGAAGUGAUUCUUCUAAGAACAAGAACUUGCGGGAGAGAGUGAAAUUAGGGCUGAGCGAGAUUGAUUCUGAAGCAAUUUCUUUUAUGGCGGCGAAGAUGACUGAGAUAACGUCGGCGAUGGACAUUGACGUAGACGAAAUUCAGCCUCGCAAGCCGAUUAACAAGGGAAAAGACAUCGCCGGAUUUGGUGCUCCGCCGCAGAGUAAGGCGACGCCUUGGGUUGAGAAGUACCGACCUCAGUCGCUUGAUGACGUCGCUGCACAUCGUGACAUUAUUGAUACGAUUGAUAGGCUGACCAAUGAGAACAAAUUGCCCCAUCUUCUCUUGUAUGGUCCUCCCGGUACAGGCAAAACAUCCACCAUUCUAGCCGUCGCCCGGAAACUAUAUGGACCCAAGUACCGUAAUAUGAUUCUUGAACUGAACGCAUCAGAUGAUAGAGGAAUUGAUGUUGUAAGGCAGCAGAUUCAAGAUUUCGCUAGCACACAGAGCUUCUCUUUAGGAAAAUCUUCGGUGAAGUUGGUUCUGCUAGAUGAAGCAGAUGCCAUGACAAAAGAUGCUCAGUUUGCCUUGCGUAGAGUUAUUGAGAAAUACACAAAGAGUACUAGGUUUGCGCUCAUUGGAAACCAUGUCAAUAAGAUCAUCCCAGCUUUGCAGUCGAGAUGUACUCGAUUUAGAUUUGCCCCUCUUGAUCCUGUUCAUGUGAGUCAACGUCUUAAACAUGUAAUAGAAGCUGAAGGGCUUGGUGUUAGUGAUUGUGGUUUGGCAGCUCUUGUACGGCUGAGCAAUGGAGACAUGAGAAAAGCAUUGAACAUUUUGCAGUCAACGCAUAUGGCGUCAAAGGAAAUUACAGAGAAAGAGUCAAAGAAAAUUACAGAGGAAGAGGUUUACCUCUGCACCGGAAACCCAUUGCCCAAGGACAUUCAGCAGAUAUCUCACUGGCUUCUGAAUAAACCAUUUGAUGAGUGCUACAAAAACAUUUCAGAAAUCAAGACGAGAAAAGGACUUGCCAUUGUUGAUAUCGUCAGAGCGGUUACCAUGUUUGUUUUAAAAAUCAAGAUGCCUUCACAUGUCAGAGUUCAACUGAUAAACGAUUUGGCAGACAUUGAGUACAGAUUGAGUUUGGGUGCAACGACAAACUGCAGCUUGGAGCUAUCAUUUCUACAUUCACACAUGCCCGGUCUAUCAUUGUUGAUGCAGCAAAAUAAACCAUGUUUUUACCAUUUUGGAACCCACAGUAGCUCGCCACCUAACAAAAGUCUCUGUACAUUUUAUGGCGUAUGUGACCAAAGCCUUGCUUUUAAAUUUCCUAUGAAGAGUUUCAAUGCCACCUUGUUAUCCUCUCAUCUUAUUGCAUUGAAAUUCAGUUUCUUGAUCAAAAUAUGUUUUAAUGAUCUUGUGGUCGUGUUUAACUAUGAAUGAACCCAGGCAAAAUCAAGGUAAAAUAACUUA
Arabidopsis arenosa is the source of this 2918-nucleotide messenger RNA. The record is from the annotation of a GenBank genome assembly. NCBI's taxonomy places the organism in Eukaryota, Viridiplantae, Streptophyta, Magnoliopsida, Brassicales, Brassicaceae.